Messenger RNA from Tupaia belangeri chinensis (Chinese tree shrew), 1554 nucleotides. RefSeq names its product integrin binding sialoprotein (gene IBSP). The coding region runs from base 78 to 1013 and encodes 311 amino acids. The record is from RefSeq and is a predicted model, not a curated record. Gene Ontology annotation, biological process: cell adhesion; ossification; bone mineralization. Gene Ontology annotation, cellular component: extracellular region. The transcript is spliced from 7 exons. Lineage: Eukaryota; Metazoa; Chordata; Mammalia; Scandentia; Tupaiidae.
ACACAGCCAAUCUGUGCCGCUCACUCUGGCGAGCCUGCCUCCUCACUCCAGGACUGCCAAGGGAAGCAAUCAACAAAAUGAAGACCGCUUUAAUUUUGCUCAGCAUUUUGGGAAUGGCCUGUGCUUUCUCAAUGAAAAAUUUGCAUCGAAGAGCCAAAUUAGAAGAUUCUGAAGAAAAUGGGGUCUUCAAGUACAGACCACGAUAUUAUCUUUAUAAGCAUGCCUACUUUUAUCCUCCUCUAAGACGAUUUCCAGUUCAGAGCAGUGACUCGUCAGAAGAAAACGGAGACGGUGAUAGUUCUGAAGAGGAGGAGGAAGGAGAGGAGGCUUCAAAUGAAGAAGAAAACAAUGAAGAUUCUAAUGGAAAUGAAGAUGAAGACUCUGAGGCUGAGAACAGCACACUUUCCACUACGACGCUUGGCUAUGGAGAGGAGAUCACGCCUGGAACGGGGGACACAGGGUUAGCUGCAAUCCAGCUUCCCAAGGAGGCUGGAGAUAAAAGAAACAAGGCUACAAAACAGAAGGAAAGUGAUGAAGAAGAGGAGGAAGAAGAGGAAGAAAAUGAGAAUGAAGAAAACGAAGCAGAGGUGGACGAAAAUGAGCAAGGCAUCAAUGGUACCAGCACCAACAGCACAGAGGUAGAUAACGGCAAUGGCAGCAGUGGUGGGGACAACGGAGAAGAAGAAGGUGAAGAAGAAAGUGUCACUGGAGCCGUUGCAGAAGGAACCACAGUGACCAGAGGGCAGGACAAUGGCGGCUCUAAGACAACGACCUCUUCCAAUGGUGGGUUGGUUCCCACAACUCCACCACAGAUUUACGGGACCACCUCCGUCAGUUAUGAGGAGUACGAACACACAGGCACCAAUCACUAUGACAAUGAAUAUGAGGUCUAUGAAAAUGAAAAUGGGGAACCCCGUGGGGAUAAUUACCGAGCCUAUGAGGAUGAGUACAGCUACUACAAAGGGCAGGGCUACGGAGGCUAUGGUGAUCAGGACUAUUACUAUCACCAGUGAGGGCCCAACCUGGGAUGAAUUCAUUCAUUCUAGGGUUGCAUCCGGCCACUCUUUUCAAAGUUCAACUCAGGAAGGUGCAAUCUAACAAAGGUGUGUACUAUAGUGUGGAAGGUGCUGCCAUUCCAAAGUGAUUUUCUGUCAUUGCUUCUGCGAGUCAUGGGCUUCUUGUUGCUUCUCCCUGGGAUGUUAUUGAAAGGUCAUUGUAAAUCAGGGCCAUUUAUUAAGUGAUACACCAAGCCAUGAGAUCAAAUAUGGCUAAAAGUUUUGAGUUAUAGUUCUACAAAUCGUAUUUCUCCUGUGUUUACACUAUUGCUAACUGCAAAAACAUCGUAUAAGAACUGCUUCUAAGAGGAGAUUCACUGACGUUAAUGGCACUGUAUACAAUCAAUGUGUAGUUCAUUAAUCAUACUACCUACCCAACACUGUAUAUUAGAUUUAAUUAUUAUCCUCAUGUAUUUUUAUGUGACUUGUAUGUACAUUCUAUCUCUGCGUUUUAUCACAAAUAAAAAUGCAGUCUCUCAAAUGUGUUAUAAUUAAGAAA